Oryza brachyantha (malo sina) is the source of this 1503-nucleotide messenger RNA. RefSeq names its product glucomannan 4-beta-mannosyltransferase 1-like. The record is from RefSeq and is a predicted model, not a curated record. Bases 1 to 1503 code for a protein of 500 amino acids. Gene Ontology annotation, molecular function: mannan synthase activity. Gene Ontology annotation, cellular component: Golgi apparatus. NCBI's taxonomy places the organism in Eukaryota, Viridiplantae, Streptophyta, Magnoliopsida, Poales, Poaceae. The transcript is spliced from 3 exons.
AUGAUGAGCGAGGUGGCGGCGGGCGCAUGGCAGGCGGUGCGGUGCCGGGUGUUGGUGCCCACGCUGCAGCUGGCCGUUUACAUCUGCGUCGCCAUGUCGCUCAUGCUCUUCGUCGAGCGCCUCUACAUGGCGCUGGUCGUCGCCGGCUUGUCGCUGCUCCGCCGCCGCAGGAGACACGACGACGACGACCUGGAAGCCAACCACCGCCCCAUGGUCCUCGUGCAGAUCCCCAUGUUCAACGAGAAACAGGUUUACCGACUUUCGAUCGGUGCCGCGUGUGGGAUGACAUGGCCAUCUGAUAAGUUGAUGAUUCAAGUGUUGGAUGACUCCACCGACUCAACCAUAAGGGAGAUGGUGGAGGUGGAGUGCUCGCGGUGGGCGGGCAAGGGCGUGAGCAUCCGGUACGAGAACCGGCGCAACCGAAGCGGGUACAAGGCCGGCGCCAUGCGCGAGGGCCUGCGUAAGCCCUACGCCCGCGACUGUGAGUUCGUUGCCAUCUUCGACGCCGACUUCCAGCCUGACGCCGACUUCCUCCUCCGCACCGUCCCGCUGCUUCUGGCCGACCCGGCGGUGGCGCUUGUGCAGGCCAGGUGGCGCUUCGUCAACGCCGACGAGUGCCUGCUCACGCGCAUCCAGGAGAUGUCCCUCGACUACCACUUCCGCGUCGAGCAGGAGGUGGGUUCCGCCUGCCACUCCUUCUUUGGCUUCAACGGCACGGCCGGCGUCUGGCGCCUCCGCGCCCUCGAGGACGCUGGCGGCUGGAAGGAGCGCACCACGGUGGAGGACAUGGACCUGGCCGUGCGUGCCACCCUGCGGGGCUGGCGCUUCGUCUACGCCGGCCACGUCGCCGUGCGCAACGAGCUGCCCAGCACGCUGCGCGCCUACAGGUACCAGCAGCACCGCUGGUCAUGCGGCCCGGCCAACCUGUUCCGCAAGAUGUUCCGGGAGGUCCUGGCCAGUGGCCGCGUCUCGCCGUGGAAGAAGCUGCACCUGCUCUACGGCUUCUUCUUCGUCCGCAAGGUGGUGGCGCACCUCGUCACCUUCUGCUUCUACUGCGUGGUCAUCCCGGCCUGCGUGCUCGCCGGCGGCGACGUGCGCCUGCCCAAGUACGUGGCGCUGUACGUACCCGCGGCCAUCACGCUGCUGAACGCCGCCUGCACGCCUCGCUCCUGGCAUCUCCUCAUAUUCUGGAUACUCUUCGAGAACGUGAUGUCGAUGCAGCGGUCCAAGGCCACAGUGAUCGGCCUGCUGGAGGCAAGCCGCGCCAACGAGUGGGUAGUCACCGAGAAGCUGGGCGCCAAGACGACGACGACGGCUAGGAAGAAGACGAGCGGGGUCCAUGUCCAUGUGGCGGAGAUCCUUCUGGGGGCCUGCCUGCUCUACUGCGCCGUCUACGACAUCGCCUACGGCCGCGACAGCUUCUACAUCUACCUGCUUCUCCAGUCUGCCGCCGCAUUCAUCGUCGGCUUCGGCUACGUCGGAACGACGUCCUCGCCUCCCUAG